Onychostoma macrolepis is the source of this 917-nucleotide messenger RNA. RefSeq names its product cerebellin 13 (gene cbln13). The record is from RefSeq and is a predicted model, not a curated record. Lineage: Eukaryota; Metazoa; Chordata; Actinopteri; Cypriniformes; Cyprinidae. The coding region runs from base 52 to 681 and encodes 209 amino acids. Gene Ontology annotation, molecular function: protein binding. The transcript is spliced from 4 exons.
CAAACUGUGCAAAAUUCACAUGCCCCAUAAAAUCAUCAGCCAUAGAUAGCUAUGAAGAUGUCGGCAGCUCAAAAGAUGCUCUUACUGCUUUGUGUUGGGGUCUCACUGGCACAUGAUUUCAUUACACCAGAACAGUUGAAGAACAUUGAGGAAAGGCUGAGAGCCACUGAGGAAACACUGAAAGAACUGAAGAGAGAGAAUGAAGCUCUAAGGAUUUUUACAAAAGCAUCAAGUGAUACACUUGAAUCUAUCCAGGCAGAAAAUAAAGCCAAAAAGGUUGCCUUUUCUGCUGGAUUUUUGGCAUCUGGAUCACAAAAUUUUGGACCCUUUGAAACAAAAAGGGAAACUUUGGUGUACAAAAAAAUCUUCACUAACACUGGAAAUGCAUAUGACCCCAACACUGGUAAAUUCACAGCACCAGUGAAUGGAGUUUAUUUCUUCAGAUUUUAUUCUCAUGCUCACCCUUUUAACCAAAUGGCAGUCAGUCUCCUUAAAAAUGAUCAGAUCCAAUGCUCUGUAUUUCUUCUGAAGCCUGAGACCAAUGCUAAUGGCAGCAAUGGUGUUGUUCUCUCACUGCAGAAGGGUGAUGAAGUGUACACACAGCUGUGGGAGAACAGCUGGGUUUUUGACGAUGAAAGCAGCUACACCAGUUUCAGCGGUUUUCUGCUUUUCCUCUCGUGAGUGUCCACAGAAUCCAGAAUUGGACAUGACAAAAAGAUUUUUAUGCCACUUAUGUUGUUAUAAUAAUAUUUGUGUGAAAUUUGCCUCAAAGGAAGAGAACAUUGUAUGAUCCUCAACUCUUCUUGAAUUUUUAACAUAAUAGAUAAACAUGGAUUUCAAAUGAAUAUAUCAGUAUACAGUACUUUUUUCAGUAUGCAACACAUUUUUAACAACCACAAAAACUGUACAUGUAAUGA